Molecule: messenger RNA, 2356 nt
Organism: Corticium candelabrum
Lineage: Eukaryota; Metazoa; Porifera; Homoscleromorpha; Homosclerophorida; Plakinidae
Product: SMC5-SMC6 complex localization factor protein 2-like
Exons: 26
Coding region: 63-2276 (737 amino acids)
Source: RefSeq, a predicted model, not a curated record
AUCCGGGAUAUUGGAUGUCAACCGUAUGAUUGGCGCGAGGCUUCUCGUCGACGUGUUUGUAUAUGAAACGUAGAGGUUUGCAGUCUGGUUCACAGCAGACUAUUAGCAAAUACUUUUGCAAAUCUCCGAAAUCAUCAAAAUCUGCAAUUAGCCAGUCUCCCGUUUCUUCUCCUUUUCAAUCAAAAGACGAAAAGAACGUCGGUGACACUGCAGAAAAGGACAAGAGAGCUGGAAGUGUUCCAUCAAUGACAACAACUACUGUAGAAACUAAGAAGUUUUGUGAGAAUGCAAAAGUUGCUGUUGUUGAUACAGAAAAGACUCCAAGGACGGAAGACACAUCUAUUAGCAUGACGAGUCAUGUUGCUAUAGAUAAAACAUCUUGCCAAGGAAUAAGGAUCACUCAUGGUGCUCAUGCUGUUAAAGCUGGUGAACAUUCAGUGUCAGACAGUAGACAGAAAGAUAAGAACGUAGAGGAACGUGCAUAUUAUAUAAUGGAUGAGGACAAACUCGUUAUCGCCAAGGAUGGGGACAAUGAUGAUGAUGAUGAUGAUGAUGAUGAUGAUGAUGAUGAUUUGCCUGUGUUUACUGCCGCACCGGUGCUAAAGAGUCCUUCUGCAGACGUUUCCAUUCGUACUGAAGAGAUUACACAAAUGGAUUGUGAGAAAAUGCAAGGCGACUGGAAGAAUGCUGUAAAGACAUCAUCAAAGUCAACGCGUAAAUCUUCAAAAUACAGUAAUCGUGUGACAUCUAAGAAAUAUGGUUUGGACACUUUAGUGCAAAGGAAAUGCUCAGAAACAGAGCUGUCAGAAAUCUUGCACAAACUGAAGAAUGAUUUGAAGACUAGCGGAGGACUGGGUGCUACGAUUAGAGAGAAUGCAGCUAGAGAUGAUGGAGUCGACGACAACAAAGGACAUGACUCACAAGAAGGCGAGCUUCUGCCUGAGCACAAGGAGCAAAUGAAAAUGUUGCUUCAUAAAAGUUCAGAUAUACCUCAGGGUAUACCCGGUGAACGGAUAUUUGGGGAUGGACCUGUAAAGGACCAAAUCACUUUGAUGCCUGACAGCAGUCAUCCACCUGGUGACACUAUGGAGAAAAGACUCCAUGAAGCAUGUGCUGCCGGACUGAAUGAACUUGUUUGUGGCAGCUGGCUGCAAUAUUACUAUCUUGCUAAACCGUGUCCUGAUUAUGUUGCUACAUGGUUGUUCUGCUAUAUGUGUAACCAGAACAGCCAACAUGUCGUGACCAAAGCAUUUCAAACAUUGUGGUCAUGGAUGGAGUUAGGAAAGAAGAGUGUUCGAGCUGGCUCAAGGUGGACACCAAAUCUUGCCACAGUGUGUCGUAUUCUUAGUGGAUAUGGUGCAGAGUAUCGUAUGUUGCUUCCUUCUAUUGAGAAUGAGCCGGCACUAUUUUCACGUUUUCGAUUGGACUGUGUGUCGUAUCUUAACUGUGAGGCCACAACAUGCACAGCAGAGAGUGAGACAAAAGAUGCCUCUUCAAAUCGAGAUGUGCCUGUCUUUGCAUUUUUGCAGAUGAUACAAACGCUUACUCACUGUUUUCAGCUAAGGCCGGAUGCUUUAUCUCAACAUGAAGUACUUGGAUUGAUUGUUGUUGUGUGUCGUUGUUCUUUGGAUCUUCGUUGCGCAGGGGUGGUAUCAGAUAUAGCAGAAUUAGUGAGCGUGUUGAUGGAUUGCUUUACAGAUGACUGGCUGUUGAGAACUAGAGAAUUAUGUCAUAUGCUAUCACAGGCAAGCAAGCAAUACAGGAAUUUGUUGCAUAUUGCAAACAUGCUAAUAAGAAGAGGCAGAACAAGAGUUUUACAGCAGUUGCUAAGUUACAAGCUUCUUUGUGAGCUGCAUAUAGCAUCAGCCAGUUUGCCAAAGCACAAAGACUUUGUUCCAUUUGAAAAAACUCACGAGAAGAUAAAGAUAACAUGGCUGCUUCCUCUUGUCAGUGCGUGGGUGCCAAAAGCAUUUACCGACUACCACUUGUUGUAUACAUGGAUAAAUUUAUUGGAUUUAUGUGUACAUGUUGGAGCUGAGAAUCCUGGAAAGAGUGAAAGGGAGGACUUGGAACGUCUUGAACAUCUGUUGCUGAAGCUGCAGUCACUUGUUAGGGACGACCAAGGAAGACACAUGGACAGGGUGAAGACGAAAGAUCUUAUUUUUCUUGUACUUGGUAAAUUUUCAGUUUUGACUGGACGUUCUACAUCAGCUCAGAGAAAGGUUGAUGAGUUGUUCAAGUCGUCCAGAGAAUAUUCACCAGAAUUGGUAGUAUGAAAUUUUUGAUUUAUCGUAACGACAGCUAGGUGGAAGUCGUCCCAACUGCGGUGUGACGAAGAUACGGAACAGUAGACUGG